Molecule: messenger RNA, 348 nt
Organism: Musca vetustissima
Lineage: Eukaryota; Metazoa; Arthropoda; Insecta; Diptera; Muscidae
Exons: 1
Coding region: 1-348 (115 amino acids)
Source: RefSeq, a predicted model, not a curated record
AUGGCUAUUCCAUUCUUUGAAAAUGAGGAACAAGAGAUGCUGCAUCAGCAACCAUUGCAACAGCAGCAAACAUAUUCAUCUGAAGAGGUGGAUCAAGUGGAUGGCCACAUCAUGCAUAGCCCGCCAAUUGUAAAUAAUAUCGAAACCCCGCCAAGUUCUCCAAUGCCAGUACCCACUCCCAAUCCCACAGAAGGAGAUGUUGCCGCCUGGAAAUUGCUAGCUUUGGCCAUGUGUAAAGCUCUCAAGGAUCACUAUCAACAAAAUAUGCUGCCAUCAAAUGAUAAUGGGUCUUCAACGGCGAUAAUACAAAUUUUACCCAAUGGUCAAGUGAAGCCUUCCUGGAACUAA